Messenger RNA from Aspergillus pseudotamarii, 1116 nucleotides. Its product is annotated as oxidoreductase. The transcript is spliced from 2 exons. The record is from RefSeq and is a predicted model, not a curated record. Gene Ontology annotation, molecular function: dioxygenase activity. NCBI's taxonomy places the organism in Eukaryota, Fungi, Ascomycota, Eurotiomycetes, Eurotiales, Aspergillaceae. Bases 1 to 1116 code for a protein of 371 amino acids.
AUGCCAACGUCCAAGCUUUUUGAGCAAUGCCCCCCUUUCCCCUCGGGUUUGCCCGUGGUGGCCCUGACCAAAGUCUCUCUCUCGGCGCUGGAACGCAAUUGUCCAGCAGAAGCCCAGAAGCUCCUUUCCGCAUGUCAACAGUGGGGUUUCUUUCUCCUGGAUAUGUACGAUUCCGACCGAGGAACGGCAAUGCUGCAAUAUGCAGAAGACAUGUUUUCUCUGACGGGCGACCUAUCGGAGAUGGACCACGACACGCUGAACAGAUAUCAUCACACACCUCCCGAUUUUACACGGUAUAAGUCGAUCGGGACCACCAAGACAGCGCCCGGACAGUUCGACCACAUCUACGUCUACUCUAUCGCCCAGGAUGACAUGCUCCAAAACGCUUCCGCCGAGCCCCAGCUCCCUCACCCGGAGACCAUCACUCGCAAGACAGCCCAAACCCGCGACUUCAUCUCCUGCAGCCAUGCUGUGUUGGAUCGUGUGCUCGCCAGCCUCGAGACGGGCCUCGGCAUCGCCCCCGGAACGGUCUCCGCCAUGUGUCCUCCCGCGGAACGCUCUGGGACCCUCGUCCGUCUCAUCUGGACCCCUCCGAGCGCCCAGCAACCCGACUACCGUCAAAUCUCCUUUGGUGGCCAUACCGACAUGGGUAUCAUGACGCUCCUCUUCAACGUCGCGGGCGGGCUGCAAGUCCUUCCCCCGGGUGCGGCCAACGUGCACGAGAACUGGCAGUUUAUUCGUCCGGAGCCUGGCUGCGCUGUCGUCAAUGUCGCCGACACCCUCGAGCUGUGGACUGGGGGCCUGCUGCGCAGCUCCCUGCAUCGGGUCGUCACGGCCCCCGGGGACCAGGCGAUGGUUCCGCGGAGAAGUGUGGCGUAUUUACUGCGGCCGAGACAGAAUGCGUCGUUGGCGCGUUUUGUGGGGGGCAUUGUCCCGCCGUUGCAGCCUGGGGAGACGAAUGAGACCAGGUCGGUGGAUAAAUGGAAUGAGUGGAGGUCGCAGCAGAUCCUGAAGGGGCAGCUGAAGAAUGCACCUACGAGGGAACGGGGGAGAGAGAGUUCAGAUGGCAGCUUGUGUAAGGAUCCGGGAAGCUCAGGACACGGGGGUAAAGCAUAG